Molecule: messenger RNA, 4055 nt
Organism: Rhipicephalus microplus (southern cattle tick)
Lineage: Eukaryota; Metazoa; Arthropoda; Arachnida; Ixodida; Ixodidae
Cellular component (GO): extracellular region
Molecular function (GO): chitin binding
Source: RefSeq, a predicted model, not a curated record
UGUCCGGUACUGGUCUUCUUGCAUCUUCUGGGUGGCAACGGCCCCCCCGUCCGGACUUUGAAGCGGCGGGACUAUUUCUUGUAGCUUUGUGAAACUCGGCGUCCAGCCCGGGCGUCCUACGUGCACUGAAGUUACUACUGGUUCUUCGCCAGCGGUUCCAGUGUGCAAGCGCUCAACAUGAGGCUCUGGUUGAGCGUCAUCCUCUUCGCUUCGCUGGCGGUGCACCUCUCCGCAAGGCCACCAAAGAGGAUAACACGGCAGUCACGUGGUCGUGGCGGUGGUGGCAGCAGCUAUGCGCGGCCUGAUGGUGGCGGUGCUGGUGGUGGAGCCGCUGGGGGUCCUGGUGGUGGUUAUGGUGGUGGUGGCUUUGGAGGAGGUGGACAAGGAGGUGGUGGAGGAGGCUUUGGAGGUGGUGGACAACGAGGUGGCGGAGGAGGCUUUGGAGGUGGCGGACAGGGAGGUAGUGGAGGAGGCUUUGGAGGCAGUGGACAAGGAGGUGGUGGAGGAGGCUUUGGAGGCAGCGGACAAGGUGGUGGUGGAGGAGGCUUUGGAGGAGGUGGCCAAGGUGGUGGUGGAGGAGGCUUUGGAGGAGGCGGACAAGGAGGUAGGGGAGGAGGCUUUGGAGGCAGUGGACAAGGAGGUAGUGGAGGAGGCUUUGGAGGCAGCGGACAAGGUGGUGGUGGAGGAGGCUUUGGAGGAGGUGGCCAAGGGGGUGGUGGAGGAAGCUUUGGAGGAGGUGGCCAAGGGGGUGGUGGAGGAGGCUUUGGAGGAGGCGGACAAGGAGGUGGUGGAGGAGGCCAUGACGAUGGCCAGUACCACGGUCAUGACGACCACGGCGAGUGGCGCCUGGAGGAUGCUAUCCCCGGCACUCCGGAGACUGAUUACCCGACCUACACUACCGUUCCGCAGACCAGUUUUGAUUGCAGUGCACAAGAGUUUCCGGCUGGGUACUACGCGGAUACAGAAGCGCGUUGCCAGGUGUUCCACAUCUGUCAGGCGGACGGUCGUCGCGACGCCUUCCUGUGCCCCGUGGGUACUAUUUUCAACCAGCGCUAUUUCGUAUGUGACUGGUGGCAGAACGUCAACUGUGACGAGGCACCCAACUAUUACUAUCUCAACGGUGACCUCUACAAGCCGGGUCCCUCGUGGAGUCCUGACGGCGGUCAGGGAUAUGUGCCCCCGGCUCCCGGACCAGCGCCAGGGCCUGCUCCUGGCCCUGCCCCGGCGCCAUACCCCGGCCCUGCUCCUGGUCCUGCCCCACGUCCAGCUCCAGGUCCUGCCCCAGGACCUUAUCCUGGCCCUACUCCCAGUCCUGCUCCAGGACCAUACCCUGGCCCUACCCCCGCCCCGGCACCAGGACCGUAUCCUGGCCCUACCCCCGGUCCGGCACCAGGACCGUAUCCUGGCCCUACCCCCGGUCCGGCCCCAGGACCGUAUCCUGGCCCUACUCCCAGACCUGCUCCAGGCCCUGCUCCAGGUCCUGCCCCAGCGCCAUAUCCUAGUCCGGCUCCCGGGCCUGCACCACGUCCUUCACCAGCUCCAGCUCCCAGACCAGGUCCAGCACCAGAUUAUGGAAGGCCAGAGACGCCUCAACCCGAACCUCCGUCAGACUACGAUCAGGAUGACUACGAUCAGCCACCCGCUAGAGGCUAUGGAGGAGGAGGCCGAAGGCCGCGAGCCAACUUGGCGCAACCCAGCGACUGGAACGCCGUGUACUUCUACGACCAGCCUGAGCAGGAAGAUCAGGGCCGUUCUGGUGAAAGCGAACAGCAGAGUGUUGAAGGAGAGUACCAGGCGUAGAAGUGAAAGAAUUCUGGGUCGUACAGAACAUCAUCAGUUUACGUUCGAGAAGUGCGGCUGCCUUCUUGAAGGGCUUGAGUCGCAGCUUGCUCGCCGCACGGUUAGUAGCACUUGAGCAGGUAUUGAAUGGUGAACCAGAGUAUUGCAAGCUUCUAAGCACAAAGCGAAACGUGGUGACUGAAAUUGGCCUGUGUAUAGUCAACAUGGCAUCGUAAAAAACUAGAAAAGACAAAAAAGAUGGUGAGGGGUGGCAGUGUUCUUAGUACAUACUUUUUGUAAUCAAUACAGAUUCAAUGUAGUGCCCAUAAACGAGAGCCUGUGAAUUGCUGAACAGAUCAAUAUGGCCCUGCAGUAGAAGUUUCUGAAUUGACGCCGAUACCAUGCUUCGGUAGACGAAGUCAGAAGUCUCUAGCGUGUUUCAAAUUAUGUCGGCUGCAUGUGGGGAUGAAUGCAGUCUUUAAUAUAGUGAGCUCAGAAUACGUUCCCGAUGACAUGAACUUGACGCACCUUUUUAAUCUUGUUACAUUCGCGGCGUCUUUCGACCCCAUUCUGUGCAAUCUUUUUUUAGUCAUGCGGUUAGCGUAAGCGCCUUGCUGUUGACUAGCCGUGCUUUUGUGAUACUCCACUCGGUUAGAGCUGGGUGUCACCUUUGAUAGGUCCCGUGGCUUAUUGUAGAGGAUGUCAUAAGUAGGUGCAGAGUGGUCAGAGAUGAAUAAUGCGAACACAUGCGCCGUUCUGAACGUAUUAACAUUUAGAGAAACACACCAAAAGGAUUGUAGGUUUCUAGCGCCUUUUAUAGAGGUCAAUGCGUUUGUGAUUGCAUUUGCUAAUUGCAUGCAUUCGCAAAGUGACGACAUGAUAAGCGUAAAAGUAUCUUUGGAAAUCAUUUCAUUCUUGCGUUAGGGGUUGUAGCUGUUUCGCCACUCAGUGGAUUUCAGUGGCCGUUAGGUUCCCGUGGUAACCCCUACCCGUUCGGUUGUGUCACUUGCCUUAAGUGAAUAAAGUAUCUCCCACAGGACAUACGCAGUGAAAAACUGGGAUGCCCAAUUUUUAGGAGAGAAAAGUAGAUGUACUACGGACGUUUACACAAAUGACGAAGCGUAUGGUUAUCUCAUUCUGGCUGCCCGCAUUACGAAGCUGUUCACCUUUCAUGACUUAAGGUAUGUCAGUGUUCGAAAAAAGAAGCACAACUGCGCAGUCGCUACGUUAGACGUGCAAUACAAGAAGCCAUAACUUGAGUCUUUCGAAGCAUUCCGACACAGCAAAACACUUGCAUGGGUCACCCUCCGGAGCGGAAGUGGUGCGUUGGAAGGUGUGUGAGGAAGGUGGCUACAUUUUCACGUCGUCUGCGCAUCUCCACCUGACGCGCCAAAACCGAAUUACAGCCACACGCGUAUACCGUCGUUCAGACUUGCGGGCCAGCUGAACCUGUAUACCUGUGUGACUCCUGUUUUGCGCGGUUUGCUGUGCAGUGUUUUGAUUGCUUCAUCCAGGCUUGCAGACUGCAUCCUUUUCUCGUCUUUACUUUCACGCCCAGAACCACCCACGACGCGUCGCGAGGUUUUAACAAGCGGUCUGUUAUCGGCCAAUCAGAUUUCCAGAGUUUACGUGACAUUAAAAGGCCUUUCUUAUUUUUUUGUUACUUAACCUUUACUAACUUUCAAGUGUUGUAUAAGCAUGUGUGCUGUGUUUGCUUAGGCGAUAUCCCCCCCCGCUUUUUUCCCACCUUCUCUCCCCCUUCAUUCCCUCUCCAAUCCGUCCGUCCGUUGCUUGCAGUCACCAGUCACAAAACUGUUGUCAACCGCAGCACGACAGGUUGAUUUGUUAGUGUAUAAACUUAUCACAGUACCGUGACUAUUAAGCAGCGAGGUUCACGUGCUUUGUACAGAUCUGUUUUCGGCAUGAUAGGCUUUUUGUUUCUUUGUGUUUUGUUUACGAAACCGUUGGUUCGUGUCGUGGGUGCUUUCUCGACUGCAGUGUAUGUGUGUAUGUGCGUCUGUACCAUUACAUUGUGUAAGAAAUCACCUCGAUACCCCCCUGAAUACUGUGUAGGUCUUUCGAUAUCGCUCUUCAGCCUUGUCGGGUCGUGUAUACAGUGUGCGCGUCUACCGAGAUCUCUGCUGUUUUCUUUGUUUUGUUACUUUCGCGAGGACUUCUUUGACGAGUGGCAGAUGCAACGGCUUACGGAACGGCUGCGCUGGAAGAUUCUUCCUGUCUCUUGUCUAUAGACUCAAUAAAGAAUUUUCCUGUGUUAA